Messenger RNA from Mytilinidion resinicola, 1461 nucleotides. RefSeq lists its product as uncharacterized. The transcript has a single exon. The record is from RefSeq and is a predicted model, not a curated record. Lineage: Eukaryota; Fungi; Ascomycota; Dothideomycetes; Mytilinidiales; Mytilinidiaceae. Bases 452 to 1099 code for a protein of 215 amino acids.
GUGCUCAUCCAUCCCGAACCUAAUUUGCGGCUUCUACGAUUGAGGUAUAGUGACAGAUCUGCUUGAUGAUUCCGCGGUAUUAAUAAAGAGUUGGCCAAUAACGGCUGGGGGCUUUCGGAAGAUCACCGUAUUUUAAGCCCAAAGCAGCUGUCAAAUCUCCCCGCUGUGCCGCUAAAAGGCCGCUAAAAGGCCGCUAAAGGUCCCUGCAUUUGUGGACGUCACCGGUUCUUGGCAUAUGCCAUCACUACACUGAAGGAGACAGUCAGAUAAAUAGACGGCCAGGCAGAGCAGGUUGCUGCUCCGCGUACCACCUGGCUUUUAGUCUGCACAGUCUGCCUAUUCUGGAGCAACGAGCGUCACAGAUCAGGAGCUCAACAAGCCCAAUUCGAAUUAAAUAUAUCACCCCAUCACCCCUUGUUUACGUAUAUAUCCCCACCCAAUCACCGCCAAGAUGGGCGACUCCGAAUCCACUGCCUUCCUUUCAACCCGAGCCGCACUCUCAAGCAAUCCAUCCUACAAUCUCAGCACGCCAUCCCAGCUCACCCCAAACACCCGCUCCGAAGCUGAAGCUGCCCUCACGGCGAAUUCACAGGCUCAGACCGACUCAGCCGCCCCGACUACUCCUCUGCAAGACGCGGCAGCCCGCUUCGAAGCUCUCGCCGGAACCAAAUCCGAAUACAUGGCUGCUAGCACGGACAGCGGUGUCGGAAAGACUCUGAACGAGAAGGAAGCUGCAAUCGACGAGGCGAAGCUGGCGUACAGACGGACACCGGCCCGUACGAGCAGCUCGAACUACGCAGAAGCGCUAGUUGGAGCGGGGAUGUCACCUGCGCCGCAUACGUCGACUGUCUACGAGGAACCAGGCAGCAUGUCGCCGGACUCGAUUGCUGCGAUGAAGGGAGUGGUGCCGUUGAAGACGGGAGUGGGCGAGGGCCAGGCGGAGGCGGUCAAGAGGGCGAGGCCGGCGGGGCUGAAGCUGGGGGAUCUGGGAAGGAAGCAGAGCUGGAGCCCGGAGGACUUCAAGCACGUGUAUAGUGAGAGGUUGAUGGUGAAGGGGAAUGAGGAUCCGGGCUACUCGAGCACUGUGGAAGAGGGAUAGCUGUGUCUGUGCAAGGGACAUGCGAUGGGUCAUGCAUAGGGAUCUUUUCUUUGUCUCGGCCUGGUAUUGAGCGAAAAUGGUCCUCAGGUCUGCUUGCAGGCGGUUAUGACUGACGAGAUUGUUGCUAACCAUCAUGUCUCCUGGCGGAGCAAAUGGAGUCUGAAAUACAAAACGAUUCACAACACUGUUACGAUGACCUUCAAAGGCUAUCCGCUUCCUACGUUAGGUACUUCCUCAGCACUGCUAAAGAACCUCAACAAAGUCGUAAGAGAGUCAGUCCCCCGUUAAACGCUAGUCCGAAUGAAGCUAGCAGGGAUCAUCGCAAGCAACGUCAUGGGUCAAACGCAACCUCUCAACCAUCC